UCGUGAAGAUAUCAAAGAUGCUAGUACUUUAAUACGAAAAUGUUUUAAUAUAGACUAUUAUCAAACGAUCUCUGAAUUUGAGACAUAUAAAACCAGUGGUAAUGAUAUUGAUGAUGAGAUUACUGAAGCGUUAGCUCAUACUUGUCAUAAAUUAGAGCAUUUUAAGCUAGAUGUCGAUUAUAUUGACAUUGAGAAAGAAUCUGCCAAUUUAUAUAGCAUAGACUUAACUCAAGAAAAAGAAAAGUUUGAUUUUUCUAAAGAGGAAUUAGAAAAAGUUACAAAGAUUUCUAACAAAAAAAAAGUUGCUAUUAAACGAAAAUUAGAUUUUUUAGAUAAAUCAAAUUGUACUUGGAAAGAUCAUGAAAUUGAUCUUUUAAUUCAACAUAUUACUGAUAAUUUGAUAAAUAUAAAAGAGGAAAUAAAAUGA
Messenger RNA from Funneliformis geosporum, 427 nucleotides. The record is from the annotation of a GenBank genome assembly. NCBI's taxonomy places the organism in Eukaryota, Fungi, Glomeromycota, Glomeromycetes, Glomerales, Glomeraceae.